This is a messenger RNA of Acanthochromis polyacanthus (spiny chromis), 1519 nucleotides long. It is a transcript of the gene pih1d2, whose product is annotated as PIH1 domain containing 2. Bases 242 to 1195 code for a protein of 317 amino acids. The record is from RefSeq and is a predicted model, not a curated record. Gene Ontology annotation, biological process: rRNA processing; box C/D snoRNP assembly. The transcript has 5 exons. Gene Ontology annotation, cellular component: ribonucleoprotein complex; R2TP complex; cytoplasm. Lineage: Eukaryota; Metazoa; Chordata; Actinopteri; Pomacentridae.
AGUUAGCGUUAGUUGUUACAUUAGUUAGACAGAAAUGAACUAGCUUGCUGUAUUCAUGGACUAUUGCUCAGUGUUUUUUGCGACAUUGUGACAUCGAGAGUAUUUUUUAACACUACAGAGAAGCUGGGUUUCUGACUUUAACGCUCAAACGUCGGCGUUUCUCUUGUUAUUUUCUUAGCAAACACCUAACUAGUUAACGGUAGCAGCUAAUUAGCAUUGUAAGUAAGGCAGUUACCUGAAUAUGUCCUCCGCUGGCAGCACAGAGGAUGUUCUACAGCGGGCCAACCAGUACUGGUCCAUGCUGGAUGAUCUCUCUGAAAAUGACCCUGCUGCUUACCGCAGGUUCAUAGAGAAACAGAUGAAGAAAGGAGCAGAGUUCAGCUCACCGCCUGAACUCCACUCAUGUCUGUGCACCGAAAUACUAGAACCAAAGAAAGGCUGGAUGUACAUUAACAUAUGCAGCUGGAAGCGUGUGCCUGCAUCUCAGGAUCCCAGCAGGCCUUUACCUGUGUGUGCAGGAAAACUGGAAACAGGCACAAAUGAAGGCUGGUUUGCUGUGUUGGAUGUGGCUUUCAAUCCUGCAGUGCUGCAGGAAACCACGGAAGAGCAAACUCACAUGAACCAGCUUUAUAUGCUGGCCCUAAGCUUUGCUCAGCAGCAGCAUGGGAUGAGGUUAUCUCAGCAAUACAGUGUCAUAAACUGGAGCCCAAAAAGUAGCCCAGAUGAGCUGCACCGCCGUCUUGGGUUUCAGAAGUGGUCCAAUUCCUCCAAACAACCAGACACAGCCGGUCAGACACCAGCUGCCCUCCUGCAGCAAUUCUUCACUCUGCGAGCAAAGGAACAAGACGAGGACUCAGCAGCCCAAAUUAUCCAUAGACCUGCAGAGCACAUAAAGAAGGAUUUGAUCCAAGUCAUCUCUACCACUUUUGUGGAGCCACAGAAGCCAGACUACCAACUUGAGGUGAAGACGGAUACAGCAGGAGCUGCUCGCAGCAUGGAGCUGACAGUGGAGCUGCCAAAGGUUUGCUCCAUGUCAAAGUGCCAGCUGAGAAUGUCUAAGGACGACGUCUUGUUGGAAGUGGAGGAUGUUUACUAUUUGCUUCUGAAGCUUCCAAAAACUGUAAAUGAAGACACAGCAUCUGCCGUCUUUAAUAGGAAGAAACGAAGGCUUACUUUAAAAGUGGAUGUUUUGUGAUCAUUUGCCUUAAUGGAGAAACAAAUGUACCCGGAGGCGAGGAGAAAAUUCUGACAUUGAAAAUACCUCAAAGUAAAUAAUACAAGCAAACAAAAUUCCUUUUAUGCAAUGGAAAAAAGCAUUGAGAUCAUAUUAUUCUGUGAAGGGACCCAUCCUCUGCCUCAAAACUCGAGGUAACAAACAGCUGCCUGUAAAUUGAUCCAUUUCCAACAGCAAAAUGUUUUUGUAAAACAAAUAUGCGACAGUGUCCCUUUGUGCCGUGUGGGCUGAUGUGCAGCAGCAAAUUUAAUUCUUAACCUAAAAAAAAAAAUUAAUUGACUUUAA